Messenger RNA from Linnemannia hyalina, 1995 nucleotides. The record is from the annotation of a GenBank genome assembly. Lineage: Eukaryota; Fungi; Mortierellomycota; Mortierellomycetes; Mortierellales; Mortierellaceae.
AUGACUGUGGCACGAUCCAGAACAGAGGACUCGGUCUUCAGUGGGCGUUCAGCUGGCGUCCCCACAGAGGCCAGUCUGGGCUCUCGUUCAGAAGCCAGUCACGCCUCUAAUUCGUCAAGACCUGAUCCCAGCAGCCAUAUUCGUUUUGGGGGACUCUUUGUCGGGCUGUCCAACUCACGGGGCGGUACCUCAAUUUCGUCUAGUCUCAUGCCUCUCCAGCCCAACUCUGAGGACGAGGACGAUUACGGUCAUACUGCAGAGGACGACCGGAGUCAACGAAGAGCAAGUAGUCUCUAUCACCAUCUCGACCUUGGAUCCACAGCCACGGACACCGAACAGCAACAUCAGGGAGCAGGACCAAGGGCUUCAGCAGGAGAGAGUCGGCGACCACGUCCACCACGGGCCAGUCGAUACCCACCUCCCGACCUAGUUGCAGAACUGAUUCAAGGACAGUUUGAACAAGCAUUGACCGAAUCUGGCGCGACAGCAUCAUCUACCCCUACCAUUCCUUCAGGUGUACCGCUCGCCAUUUCAGCUACUACGCCAUCAAUACCAACUGAGGCCAGCCCGUCAUGGACAGAGUCUAUACAACAACAACAACAACAACAACAACAACAACAUCAACAUCAACAUCAACAACAACAACAACACCAACGGGCAGCUCCUUCAGAUCACCUGACAACUCUGCCGCGACCCAACUCUUCCAGCACCUCACUGGAGACAGUCAACAAUAGCACUGCCGCUGGCGAAAGUCACAGGGAUGGCUCUACAAGCGCAGGAAGCAGUACGAGCGAAACCCCGUCGGAUUCAGCCUUGGGCGAGGACCUCUUUGGUCGCAGGAGUACGAGGAUACACAGGAGACGCCUUCGAUCAUCUAGCUUGCGAGGUCUCUUGGGAUUCCAGCCGAUGAGCAGUGUCGUGACUGAGGAGCGCUUGGCAGGAACUUCUACCGUUGAAGGCGAAUCUUUACCAGAACAGCGCAACAGAGGCACUCAAGGACCCAAUGGAAACUUGGAUAGGCCACGACUGGUUGAGACGCGAUUUUUUGCUCGUCUGAUUGCAGAGCUUGGGCGUGGAUUACGUGGUCAUAGCGCGCAGACUUUGGAGAGUAGUGGUGAUCGCGUUUCAAGUGGAUCCACAGCUGUGGCCACUGCUCCCACAGAGUUUGCCACGGAGCCAUCAUUGUCGUCGAACAGCGCCACCAAUGAGAUUGCUGACUCGACAGGAACAGAAAGCGGGACAACACCCGCAAUGCCACUUUCAACGGCAAUGGAAACCACUCCUGCGACGGAUGCAACAUCAUCAUCAAUGGACGGGUUGACCACAGAACCUAGCCCGCCUGUCCGUCCUCGAAGACAUACGACCAUCCGGUUUAUUCAGAUUGGAGAAAGUGGGCGAUUUGACCUUGGAGGAGGAAGACGAUCGAGGAACCGUUCCACCGGGACAGGACUGGGAUCUCUUCGAAGCGAUUCUCCGGAAGGUACAACUGGACUAGCACGGGAGGACCUUGCAGACGCGAUCAUCAUGUUGUUGAGCAAUGCGAGCACUACUACCGGUCUAGAAGGCGAGUCCUCUGAUAAUGCCCCGGAUGGACCCGAAGGUUCAAGGCCAGGAAGGUCUCGACGAUCCCCCUGGCUUGUCCUCACCUUAUCAGGAGCAUUCCUCGGCAGCCUGCUGGCAGGCUCUGGAGGAGAAGAAGAGGAAGGUGGAAUGAGCUAUGAUGAUCUGUGGGCGUUGUCAAACUUGAUCGGACCUGCGAGACCGACGACGACGACGCAGGAGGCGAUUGACAACGCGGGUUUCCAUGUGGGCCAGUUUGACGAUGCAUCCAAGGGGAUGCGCGGGUUUCAUACGCUAGGUGAUGGUUCCAAGUGUCUUGUCUGUAUGAGUGACUAUGAGGAAGGCGAGGACAUGAGGGCGUUGAGCUGCAAGCAUGGUUUCCAUCAGGAAUGCAUCGACAAGGUAUAUUUCUUAAUUCUGGAUGCGAAAAUGUAG